UCCGGGUGCCGCCGCGGCGUCAGAGACACUGCGCGCGGCGGGCGCGGCGGGGCCGCAUCUGCAUCGGUCUCCGCCGCCGCUGCGGGGCCGCGAACAAAGAGGAGGAGCCGAGGCGCGAGAGCAAAGUCUGAAAUGGAUGUUACAUGAAUCCCUUUAAGGGAUGCACACAACUAUGAACAUUUCUGAAGCCUUUUCUCAGUAAACUAGAUAAAGAUGGAUGAAUCUGCCUUGUUGGAUCUUCUGGAGUGUCCUGUGUGUCUAGAGCGGCUCGACGCUUCUGCAAAGGUCUUGCCUUGCCAGCACACGUUUUGCAAACGAUGUUUGCUGGGGAUUGUAGGUUCCCGAAAUGAACUCAGAUGCCCCGAGUGCAGGACUCUGGUUGGCUCGGGCGUCGAGGAGCUUCCGAGUAACAUCCUGCUGGUCAGACUUCUGGACGGCAUCAAGCAGAGGCCUUGGAAACCUGGCCCUGGAGGGGGCAGUGGGACGAACUGCACAAACGCAUUAAGGGCUCAGAGCAGCACUGUGGCUAAUUGUAGCUCAAAAGAUUUGCAGAGCUCCCAGGGCGGACAGCAGCCGCGGGUGCAAGCCUGGAGCCCCCCGGUGAGGGGUAUACCUCAGUUACCUUGUGCCAAAGCGUUAUACAACUACGAAGGGAAAGAGCCUGGAGACCUUAAAUUCAGCAAAGGUGACAUCAUCAUUUUGCGGCGACAAGUGGAUGAAAAUUGGUACCAUGGGGAAGUCAAUGGGAUCCAUGGCUUUUUCCCCACCAACUUUGUGCAGAUUAUCAAACCGUUACCUCAGCCCCCACCUCAGUGCAAAGCACUUUAUGACUUUGAAGUGAAAGACAAGGAAGCAGACAAAGAUUGCCUUCCAUUUGCAAAGGAUGAUGUUCUGACUGUGAUCCGCAGAGUGGAUGAAAACUGGGCUGAAGGCAUGCUGGCGGACAAAAUAGGAAUAUUUCCAAUUUCAUAUGUUGAGUUUAACUCGGCAGCAAAGCAGCUGAUAGAAUGGGAUAAGCCUCCUGGGGCAGGUGUUGAUGCUGGAGAAUGUACCUCGGCAGCAGCCCAGAGCAGCAAUGCCCCAAAGCACUCUGACACCAAGAAGAACACCAAAAAGCGGCACUCCUUUACUUCCCUCACCAUGGCCAGCAAAUCCUCCCAGGCAUCCCAGAACCGCCACUCCAUGGAGAUCAGCCCUCCUGUCCUCAUCAGCUCCAGUAACCCCACGGCUGCUGCGCGCAUCAGCGAGCUAUCUGGGCUUUCCUGCAGUGCCCCGUCUCAGGUUCAUAUAAGUACCACCGGGUUAAUUGUGACCCCACCCCCAAGCAGCCCAGUGACAACUGGUCCCUCGUUCACUUUCCCAUCAGAUGUUCCCUACCCAGCUGCCCUUGGAACUAUGAAUCCUCCUCUUCCCCCACCCCCUCUACUGGCCUCCACACCACCAGGCGCUGCUGCUGCUGCUGCUGCUGCUGCUGCUGCUGCUGCUGCUGCAAUGGGACCGAGACCCACAGUGGGACCCUCUGACCAGAUUGCACAUUUACGGCCUCAGACUCGCCCCAGUGUGUAUGUUGCUAUAUAUCCAUACACUCCCCGGAAAGAGGAUGAGCUGGAACUGAGGAAAGGGGAGAUGUUUUUAGUGUUUGAACGUUGCCAAGAUGGCUGGUUCAAAGGGACAUCGAUGCAUACCAGCAAGAUAGGGGUUUUCCCUGGCAAUUAUGUGGCACCAGUCACAAGGGCCGUGACAAAUGCUUCCCAAGCUAAAGUCCCUAUGUCUACUGCGGGUCAGACCAGUCGAGGGGUGACUAUGGUCACUCCUUCCACGGCAGGAGGGCCUGCCCAGAAGCUCCAGGGAAAUGGUAUGGCUGGGAGUCCCAGUGUUGUCCCCACAGCCGUGGUGUCAGCCGCUCAUAUCCAGACAAGUCCUCAGGCGAAGGUCUUGUUGCACAUGACUGGGCAGAUGACAGUCAACCAGGCCCGUAAUGCUGUGAGGACAGUUGCGGCACAUAACCAAGAACGCCCUACAGCAGCAGUGACGCCCAUCCAGGUACAGAACACUGCCUGCCUGGACCCUGCAUCCAUGGGCCUGCCCCAUCAUCCCUUGGCCUCCACACAACUUCCACCUCCAAUGGCAGGCCCUGGCACCCACGUGGCUACUGUCAAUAUGGGUCGAGUCAGUGCUCCCCUGGCUUGUGCUGCAGCUGCUUCACUGACCUCUCCAAGCAUCACCACCGCCUCACUGGAGACUGAACCCAGUGGUCGGACAGUGACCAUUCUUCCUGGACUUCCCACCUCUCCUGACAGCGCAUCAUUGGCCUGUGGGAACAGUUCAGCAACCAAGCCAGAUAAAGAUAGUAAAAAAGAAAAAAAGGGUUUGUUGAAGUUGCUUUCUGGGGCCUCCACUAAACGUAAGCCACGAGCAUCUCCUCCAGCCUCACCCACCCUGGAAGUGGAGCUGGGUGGCGGGGAGUUGCCUCUGCAGGGAGCAGUGGGGCCUGAGCUGCCGUUAGGGGGCGCCCACGGCAGGCCCGGCUCCUGCCCCGCGGAUGGGGACGGUCCGGUCGCGUCUGUGGCCGCGGCUGCUGCUGUGGCCCAGGAUGCUCUUCAUCGGAAGACUAGCUCCCUGGACUCGGCUGUUCCCAUCGCUCCACCUCCUCGUCAGCCAUGUUCGUCCCUGGGCCCUGUCAUGAAUGAGUCUAGGCCUGUGGUUUGUGAGAGGCACAGGGUGGUAGUUUCCUAUCCUCCUCAGAGUGAGGCAGAACUUGAACUUAAAGAAGGAGAUAUUGUGUUUGUUCAUAAAAAGCGAGAAGAUGGCUGGUUCAAAGGCACGUUACAGCGUAAUGGGAAAACUGGCCUUUUCCCAGGAAGCUUUGUGGAAAAUAUCUGAGGAGACUAACAUUGAGAAGCUUGAAGUCACAUCACACAACAAAAGAGCACAAAGCAAUUUAAUGGAAAGACCACAUUUUGGACUUCCAGAUGGUCAGGAGAUGAGCAGAGGAUGGGUGUGUGACCCCAGUGCCCUCAGCACAGCUCGGCCGACAGCGUGAAGAAGGCGUGUGUGGGGGUCUUGUCAUUCUGGGUUCUGAUAUGUAAGGUGUGCCUUGUACUGUCUGAUUUGCUAUACAGAGAAACCUUCUUUUUAAAAAGAUAUAUAGCUAAAUGGA
Molecule: messenger RNA, 3160 nt
Organism: Hyaena hyaena (striped hyena)
Lineage: Eukaryota; Metazoa; Chordata; Mammalia; Carnivora; Hyaenidae
Gene: SH3RF1
Product: SH3 domain containing ring finger 1
Exons: 12
Coding region: 214-2883 (889 amino acids)
Molecular function (GO): protein binding
Source: RefSeq, a predicted model, not a curated record